This is a messenger RNA of Peronospora farinosa, 849 nucleotides long. The record is from the annotation of a GenBank genome assembly. Lineage: Eukaryota; Oomycota; Peronosporomycetes; Peronosporales; Peronosporaceae.
AUGGGUCGUCGCUCUCCCUCUCCUUGUCGUAGUCGUAGUCCCCGUCGCUCUCGUCUUCGCAGUCGUAGCUCGUCUCCUCCACCAAAACGGUCCCGUUCUCGCUCUCGUGGUGAUCGUCGAGUCCGUUCUCGUUCCCACGAUCGUCGACGAGGUCGCACUCGAGACCGUGGCAGCGAUCGUCGUGGUCGUUCUCGCUCUCCUCCUGGUCGUCGUGAACCCAUUAGUCUUUUGGUUCGUAAUUUGUCCCCUGAGACAACGCAGGACGAGCUUCGGCAUGCCUUUUCUCGCACUUCAGGCGACAUUCUGGACGUUUACAUUCCCAAAGAAUUCAAUUCGAAUCGUCCCCGAGGGUUUGCGUUUAUUGAGUUUGCCGAUGCACGUGUGGGACGUGAUGUGAAGUACGAAAUGGACCGGUCGCAACUUGGUGGACGGGAAAUUGCUGUCUUGUUUGCGAAACAACAUCGCAAAAGUCCCCAUGAAAUGCGACGGAUUUUAAACGUCCCAAGUGAUGACUCACCAAGACGAGACGGAUCGCCACGUCGUCGUUCCAAGUCGCGGUCCCGUUCGAGUUUUCGAAAGAGACGCAGUUCAAGUCCAGGUGAGAAGCGGGAGUCGACGUCACCACGUGGGUCGCCUUCACGUCGUGCUUCUCCUUCGCCAAAGCGUGAGGUGGAGACAAUGUUGUUCAAUGCAGCAACUGAUCAUUGUCGCUCGCGUUUAGUAAAGCUGCGAGGUUUGCAAAACAGGACAAGAACUGAAGAGGAUGAGGCCAUAAAGAAACAGAUACGGGGAAAGAAGACUUUGCAUUUAACUCGAUCAAGAAUGUUUCAUGACGAUGCUUGCAUUUGA